Messenger RNA from Salvelinus namaycush (lake trout), 1379 nucleotides. Its product is annotated as C-type lectin domain family 18 member A-like. NCBI's taxonomy places the organism in Eukaryota, Metazoa, Chordata, Actinopteri, Salmoniformes, Salmonidae. The record is from RefSeq and is a predicted model, not a curated record. The transcript has 12 exons. Bases 33 to 1379 code for a protein of 448 amino acids.
UAGAGUACUUGGCACGAUUUACCUCAGUAGCCAUGGGGUCUCUAACUGGUCCCUCGUGUCUGCUUCUGUUUUUCAUGGUGACCCUCCAGACCCCGUACAGCACCCACGCGAAUAGGAUAAUCACGGAGAAACCGAGCCGCGCUGAUUCAUCUGAGAGCGGGCUUGGGUUGAAGGAGCAUUUUCUGAUUGUUACACAGCACAAUAGGCUGCGCAGCUGGGUCACCCCCAUGGCUGCUAACAUGCAAAAAAUGGACUGGAGUGAGAAGCUGGUCAAACUUGCCCAGGAGAGGGCGAAAUCCUGCCACACAAAUCCCGCUCCUCAGGACCAACCGCUCCGCCACAUUGGCUGGAACACCCAUCAUUCAGCUCAUGCCACCAGCUCAUUUGCUGAGGUCAUUGACUCAUGGUUCGAGGAAGGGCGGGACUACAUGUACCUGAGUGGGCAAUGCAGAGAGAAUGCUACCUGCCAACACUACACACAGUUGGUGUGGGCCACCUCCAGUAAUGUGGGCUGUGCCAGACAGUUGUGUCUGAGGGGUGAUGCUCUCUGGGAGCUAUUUGUCUGUGCAUACUCCCCUGGGGGUAACUGGGAGGUGAAUGGGAGGUUGGUGGUGCCCUAUGUGGCUGGUUUCUCCUGUUCUCUCUGCACCUCUUCCAUGUCAGGCUGCUUCAGACUGUGGGACCAUGUGGGAGGACUGUGUGAGACCCCCAGGAACCCAUGUCGUAUGAGCUGUGGGCAGCAUGGUCGUCUGAACAUCUCCUCCUGCCAGUGUCAUUGUGGACCUAGGUUCACCGGACGAUUCUGUCAGGUGCGCUGCAGUGUGAAGUGUGUGCACGGCCGCUACAAGGAAGAGGAGUGCUCCUGCAAGUGUGAUGUUGGUUAUGGGGGUGUUGAGUGUGCAGAGAAGCAGCAGUUUCCCUUCCACAGCUGUGAUGUGAGGAUAGAUGGAGAGUGCUUCAUGGUGUCUCCAGAGGUCGACACCUACUAUGGAGCCAAGACCCGCUGUCAGGAGCGAGGGGGGAUUCUGGCCCAGAUCCACAACCAGAAGGUUCAGGACAUGCUGGCAUUUUACCUCAGCCAGCUGGAGACCAGCAACGAGGUCACAGACCCCGACUUUGAGACACGCAACUUCUGGAUCGGGCUGACAUAUAAACCUCUGAAGGACUCUUUCCGCUGGGACUCAGGAGAAAUCCCCACAUACAGCAGCUUCGCCUUUGGACAGCCUGACAACCAGGGCUUUGGGAACUGUGUGGAGCUGCAGGCUUCCAGCGCCUUCAACUGGAACGACCAGCGCUGUAAAACACGCAACCGAUACAUCUGCCAGUACGGUGGUUUAAAACACCUGUUGGACAUUGACAUCACCAUGACAACAGAUUGA